CAAAAAUCCGAAAAUCCCUCACCAAAAACACCAAAAAAAAACAAAAAAUUUUCCAGCUCCAUGGCACCGAAAAGGGGAAGAGCUUCUUCCUCAAGAGCUCCAAGGGCUAUCCCACCGGUCGACGGCUUCGAGGAGGUGGAUCUUGCAUCCGAGGCACAACGCACCCGCUUUCUCGAACAAUCCGAAAGAGAGGCAUUAUUGGUCAUAUUCUCGUUUAAUGUACGAAUUCUACAGUUCCGUUGAGCAUGUGAAAGAUGAAAAUGAUUACACCAAUAACACGAUCAACUUUCAAAUGCUCAAUGAGAACCAUUCACUCACUAAAAGAGAAUUUGAUGAGCACUUCGACCUACCCUGGC
Messenger RNA from Cuscuta epithymum, 356 nucleotides. NCBI's taxonomy places the organism in Eukaryota, Viridiplantae, Streptophyta, Magnoliopsida, Solanales, Convolvulaceae. The record is from the annotation of a GenBank genome assembly.